Molecule: messenger RNA, 888 nt
Organism: Beauveria bassiana ARSEF 2860
Lineage: Eukaryota; Fungi; Ascomycota; Sordariomycetes; Hypocreales; Cordycipitaceae
Product: putative Heat-labile enterotoxin IIB, A chain
Exons: 2
Coding region: 1-888 (295 amino acids)
Molecular function (GO): toxin activity
Source: RefSeq, a predicted model, not a curated record
AUGAUUAAUCCAAUGAAUUGGGCUACGGCGGCUCUCGCAUUUGCCACCGUUUCCGUGCAAGGUGCUGCCGUGCCUGCCACAGCCGGCCCCCUAAACGGACGCGCGGAGCCGCUUCCUACCGUCGUCUACCGAGGCAGCGCAAGCAUCCCUGAGACCAUCAAGGAGCGCGGCGGCUUCAUCCCCCGCCCGCGCGACGACGAGCCUAUCUCUAAUAUGACCUUUGGCCUCCGAAACCACCACCUCGGUAAGACGCGCACUGUGUAUACCUCGACGUCGCGAGACGUGGACGUUGCCGUGAGCUUUGCCCUAUCGAAUUCGCAGCCUAGCGCCUGGAUCUACAAGAUCCACUCAACGCCUAAUAUGAUUGACCUGAACGACUCAGGCUUCCGGCUCGUAUUUCUCCAGGAGGAAGAGUUCGUGGCUCUCGGUGGCGUCCGCUACGACCAGAUCGAGGCCUGGGCCCCGGCAAGCGGCGGCGAACUCAACUUCACGGCCAACCCGGACUUUGCCAGCAAGAAGUACGAGGGCCUGUCCGCGAGCCCUGGACAGCCGCAGCUGGCUGGCGACCAGGCCAACCUGGCCAAGUAUAACGAGAAGACGCUCGAGGAGUAUGCAAUUGAGUUUAUGGAGAAGAAUGGCGGUCCGGUCGGCUUCGACGGCACGUUCCCGCUCAACGUUCUUAAGACCGACGCGCCGGCUGAGCCUACUGACCCUAGAGAGAUGGAAGAAAAGCUCUGCUCUAACUCGGAGGAAGUGUUUAACCUGAGUAAGGCCGACUGCUACAACCAGGUUUCCCAAUGCGUCUUCGAACAACUCAGUAAGGGCAUGGUCAACGUUGACUUCAGCCCCAUCACUGCCUGUAUGAAUGCCAAGUGGCUCGUGGUCUAA